GUGCUGCGGGUGCGCGUGCGCAAGCUGCUGUAAAAGGCUCCGAGGAGUGCCCCGCCCCCCCAAAAAGGCGGGAGCCACCAAUCCCAGCACGACCACACACUCCGUCGUGCGGCGGAAGUACUUGGCCCACGUGGGCCGCGACCACUUGGAACCCGAGGAGAAGCAGGUGCUGAAGAGGCUGGUGGAGGAGGAGCUACUGCAGAUGCUGGCAGAUGACGCCGCAAUGAGGGAAGAGAAGCUAGACCUCACCAAGAAGUUGAAGAGGUCGCCCAACUCCUCCAGUGACCCAGCAAGAAAAAGAUCUCGCUUUAAUUCAGAGUCAGAGUCCAGCUCUGCAGCCUCCAGCCCAGGCUGCUUGGCAUCCCCAGCCAAGGAGAAGGAAAAUCCAACUGGAGCCUCAAAGGAAGUAGUUGGGAGCAGUGAUGAAGAACCACAAAGGGACAUGAUGGCAAAGACAGGAUCAGAAAGCAGUGAGGAGUACAGUGAGAGCAGGAGCAGGAAGAAACCUGGGACCAAGAAAAAGCAGGCAACAGGCAAGGCCUCAGCCAAGAAGCAGACCAGGGAAGACAGUGAAGACAGUGAGGAAGAACCGAUCCAGAGGAAAGCAAAGCAGGCAGGGGGCCGUGGAGAAGCUAAAAGCCACCGGGAAAGUGAAAAUGAGGAGGAGCAGAGCCUAGCCAAGAAAAAAAAGAACAGUGAGGAGGAAGAGGAGGAGGGUGUUUGGAAGCCCAGAGCUGGAACCAUUAGGGAAAGUUCAGCACAGAAAGGGAGAAACUGUAAGCAGAAAAGCAGGGCAGGGACACUAGUGAGCGACUUGGGGCAGAGUGAGGAAGAGGAGAAAGAGGCAGCUGGCAGUGGGGAUAACCAAGAGCCUCUCGCGCAGACCAAGAAUGUGGACAGGACUGUGUGUAAGGAUAGAAUACAAAGUGGAAGCAGUGAGGAUGAAGACAGCGGGACGGUGCCAGUAACUGUUCAAGGCACUGCAAAGACAACCAGCUUGGGCAGUGGCAAUGGUGAGGACAGUGACACAGAGAGGGAGGUGAGUGACGGUGAGGAAGGGACAAGUCCCAAGCGGGAGAGAAAGAACCGCUCUUCCAAGAACUCCAAGAAAGGCAGGACACGAAGCUCAUCUUCCUCUUCAGAUGAAAGUCCAGAGUCCAAGGGUGGCAAGGCUGGCUCUGGUCGCCGUGGAGAGGACCACCCAGCAGUGAUGAGACUAAAACGCUACAUUCGGGCCUGUGGCGCCCAUCGAAACUACAAGAAGCUCCUGGGUUCCUGUCACUCACACAAGGAGCGUCUGAAUGUACUCCGCGCUGAGCUGGAAGCCCUGGGCAUGAAGGGCAAUCCUUCCUUAGAGAAAUGUCGGGCACUAAAGGAGAAGCGGGAAGAAGCAGCUGAGGUGGCGUCACUGGAUGUGGCCAACAUCAUCAGUGGUUCAGGCCGGCCUCGCAGACGUACUGCCUGGAACCCUUCAGGAGAAGCAACACCCCCAGGGGAGCUAUACCGCCGGACCAUAGACUCAGAGGAGGAGCGGCCUCGUCAGGCACCCCCAGACUGGUCCCAUAUGCGUGGCAUCAUCAGCAGUGACGGCGAGAGUAACUGAGCCCCAUACCCUUGCCCUUCAGGAAGGUCCUCCCACCACCUGUGCAAAGUGUACAUAGCACCCCUGCUGAGCCUGCAGAGCAGGAAGCAGCCUUCAGAGAAGACAGAAGCCCUCAAAAUCUCGGUAUAUUAUUUUUCUUCACAUUCUCUGUUUAGGGUGUCUACAGGGGUUAUUUUUUAAGACUCAAUAAAGGAAUGUUUAUAAUUACAUCA
This is a messenger RNA of Dipodomys spectabilis (banner-tailed kangaroo rat), 1815 nucleotides long. RefSeq names its product HIRA interacting protein 3 (gene Hirip3). The transcript is spliced from 7 exons. NCBI's taxonomy places the organism in Eukaryota, Metazoa, Chordata, Mammalia, Rodentia, Heteromyidae. The coding region runs from base 203 to 1603 and encodes 466 amino acids. Gene Ontology annotation, cellular component: nucleus. The record is from RefSeq and is a predicted model, not a curated record.